Acipenser ruthenus (sterlet) is the source of this 11630-nucleotide messenger RNA. RefSeq names its product low density lipoprotein receptor-related protein 6 (gene lrp6). Lineage: Eukaryota; Metazoa; Chordata; Actinopteri; Acipenseriformes; Acipenseridae. Bases 561 to 5399 code for a protein of 1612 amino acids. The transcript is spliced from 23 exons. The record is from RefSeq and is a predicted model, not a curated record. Gene Ontology annotation, molecular function: Wnt receptor activity; Wnt-protein binding. Gene Ontology annotation, biological process: Wnt signaling pathway involved in somitogenesis; canonical Wnt signaling pathway; receptor-mediated endocytosis involved in cholesterol transport.
GCAGGGUCAUUGGGAUAUGUUGUUCUAAACCGCAGUACCAAUCUCUUUGAGAGAAACUAGUCCCUCUGGAAUGUGAGCGUCCGCUUCCAAACAACUGCAGAAACUCGUUUUUUUUCCGUCCAGAUAAAAAAGAAAAGUCACUGUAUUGACACAAAUGUAGGCUUCCCCUAUGGCGUUUGUAAGAGAAUAUGUUGUUAUUUUGUGUGAUAAACUGUUGCAGAUGGUACUGAAUCAGUAGAAACUAGGAAAACAGUGAGAACGGGGAGGUUGGGAUUUUUUUUCUCCUGUUGCAGAAGGAUACGUAUCAAGAUCGAGUGUGUUGUUGCGCGUAGGUUGCAGGAUGAGCGAUUGCAAUCGCAGCACCGCCGAAGCAGCAGCAGCAGCACCAACACCAGCACCAGCUGCUGCAGCAGUAGUAGAAUGGAAGCGAGAAUAAUGAGACUGUCAUUGUAGCCAUUUCAAUCCCAACAACGUAACAAAUUCCCAAGAAGAAACAAAACACAGCGAUGAGAGCUCUGCGCUGAACAACAGCGACGGAGGGUAAAGCGAAAGUGUGAAAGAUGGGCGCCGUUCUACGGAGCCUGCUGUUGUGUAGUUUUUGUUCUUUAAUAAGAGGGACGCCAUUGUUACUUUAUGCAAAUCGCAGAGACCUGCGAUUGGUUGAUGCUGCCAGCGGGAAAGGAAACGCCACUGUGGUGGUUGGUGGCUUAGAGGAUGCAGCAGCGGUGGACUUCAUCUAUUCAAUGGGUUUAAUAUACUGGAGUGAUGUGAGCGAAGAAUCCAUUAAAAGAAUAGUGUUUAAUCAAACUGCAAGUUUACAGAACGUUGUGGUGUCGGGGCUGGUAUCGCCUGACGGGCUCGCUUGCGACUGGUUGGGAAAGAAGUUAUACUGGACCGACUCGGAAACCAAUCGGAUUGAGGUUUCGAAUCUAGAUGGAUCUUUGCGGAAAGUUUUAUUUUGGCAAGAUAUGGAUCAGCCACGAGCAAUUACUUUGGAUCCAGCACGAGGGUACAUGUAUUGGACUGAUUGGGGAGAAGUACCAAAAAUUGAAAGAGCUGGCAUGGAUGGUACGAGCCGAUCAAUAGUAAUUGACAGCAAUAUUUACUGGCCAAACGGGCUGACGUUGGACUACGCUGAACAGAAACUGUACUGGGCCGAUGCCAAGUUUAAUUUCAUUCACAGGUCGAGCCUUGAUGGGAAAGCCAGGGAACCGGUGGUAGAAGGCUCUCUCCCGCAUCCCUUUGCAUUGACCCUGUAUGACGAAACGCUGUACUGGACAGACUGGAACACGCACUCAAUCCACUCCUGCAACAAGAUCACAGGAGACAAGCGACAAGAAGUUCACACCAAUAUCUUCUCCCCUAUGGAUAUUCAUGUCUUCAGCCAGAAAAGACAGCCCGAAUCUCUGAGUCCCUGUGGAAGUAAUAAUGGUGGCUGCUCCCACUUGUGUCUGAUGUCGCCGAUGAAGCCUUUUUAUCAGUGUGCCUGUCCAACCGGGGUGCGGCUGCUGGAGGACGGAAAGACCUGCAAAGACGGAGCCACAGAGCUGUUGCUUCUUGCUCGCCGCACAGACUUGAGACGGAUAUCCCUCGACACCCCAGAUUUCACUGACAUUGUUCUAAAACUGGACGACAUACGCCAUGCCAUAGCCAUUGACUACGACCCUGUGGAUGGGCACAUAUACUGGACUGACGACGAGGUGCGAGCCAUUCGCAGGUCCUAUCUGGAUGGUUCUGAGAGUCAGUUUGUGGUCACGUCUCAAGUGAGCCACCCAGACGGCAUCGCUGUAGAUUGGAUUGCCAGGAACCUUUAUUGGACCGAUACUGGAACAGACCGCAUCGAAGUGACGAGACUUAACGGGACCAUGCGCAAGAUCCUCAUUUCAGAGGACCUUGACGAGCCAAGAGCAAUAGUACUGGAUCCUAUGUCUGGGUAUAUGUAUUGGACAGACUGGGGAGAGAUUCCUAAGAUCGAGCGUGCUGCAUUAGAUGGCACCGACAGACUAAUUCUGGUUAACACUUCACUAGGCUGGCCGAAUGGACUGGCGCUGGACUACGUUGAGAAUAAGAUCUAUUGGGGAGAUGCCAAGACUGACAAAAUCGAGGUUAUGAACACAGAUGGAUCUGGUCGGAAAGUUCUGGUGGACGAUAAACUGCCGCACAUUUUUGGGUUCACAUUACUGGGGGAUUAUAUCUACUGGACGGACUGGCAGCGGCGUAGCAUUGAGCGAGUGCACAAGCGCUCUGCUGAGCGUGAGAUCAUCAUCGACCAGCUGCCUGACCUCAUGGGUCUGAAGGCCACUAAUGUUCAUAAGAUUAUAGGUACAAACCCCUGCGCAGACAACAAUGGGGGCUGCAGUCACCUCUGCCUGUACAAGCCCCAGGGUGUGCAGUGCGCCUGCCCCAUUGGCCUGGAGCUGAUCAGCGACAUGACCACUUGCAUUGUCCCUGAAGCCUUCCUCCUCUUCUCCCGCCGGGCUGACAUCCGGCGCAUUUCCCUGGAAACCAACAACAACAACGUGGCUAUUCCCCUGACUGGCGUGAAGGAGGCUUCUGCCCUGGACUUCGACGUGACUGACAACCGCAUCUACUGGACAGACAUUACCCUGAAGACCAUAAGCCGGGCAUUCAUGAAUGGCAGUGCCCUUGAACAUGUUGUUGAGUUUGGGCUGGAUUACCCAGAAGGCAUGGCGGUAGACUGGUUGGGCAAGAACCUGUACUGGGCAGACACUGGCACCAACCGGAUAGAGGUAGCCAAGUUGGAUGGGCAGCACCGGCAAGUUCUGGUAUGGAAAGAUCUGGACAGUCCAAGAGCACUGGCUUUGGACCCUGCUGAAGGGUUUAUGUACUGGACAGAGUGGGGUGGAAAGCCAAAAAUUGACCGCGCUGCCAUGGACGGGACGGGGCGCAUCACUAUUGUGCCCAACGUGGGCCGCGCAAACGGCCUCACCAUUGACUAUGCUGAACGAAGACUUUACUGGACAGACCUCGAUACCACGUUGAUCGAAUCCUCCAAUAUGCUAGGUCUGGAGCGUGAAGUCAUUGCAGAUGACUUGCCCCACCCAUUUGGCCUGACUCAGUACCAGGAUUACAUUUACUGGACAGACUGGAGCCGGCGCAGCAUCGAGAGAGCCAACAAGACCAGUGGCCAAAACCGCACCAUCAUUCAGGGCCAUUUGGAUUAUGUUAUGGACAUCCUGGUCUUUCACUCCUCAAGACAAGGGGGCUGGAACGCAUGUGCUUCCACCAACGGGCACUGUUCCCAUCUCUGCCUGGCCGUGCCCAUCAGUGGUUAUAUCUGUGGAUGUCCUGCCCACUACUCCCUCAACUCUGACAACAAGACCUGCAGUGCUCCCACCUCCUUCCUGCUGUUCAGUCAGAAGACAGCAAUCAACCGUAUGGUGAUCGAUGAGCAGCAGAGUCCUGACAUCAUCCUGCCCAUCCACAACCUGCGCAACGUCCGAGCCAUUGACUACGACCCCCUGGACAAACAGCUGUACUGGAUUGACUCCCGGCAGAACGCCCUCAGAAGAGCGCAAGAAGAUGGCAACCAGAGUUUUACUGUGGUGGCCAGCCCAGUGCCCAAUCAGAACCUAGAAAUGCAGCCAUACGACCUGAGCAUCGACAUCUACAGCCGUUUCAUCUACUGGACCUGCGAGGCCACCAACGUCAUCAACGUCACCCGCAUAGACGGCAGACCGGUGGGCAUUGUCAUCCGAGGAGAGCACGACAAGCCCAGAGCCAUUGUGGUCCAUCCUGAGAGAGGGUACAUGUACUUUACUAACCUGCAAGAGAGGUCUCCCAAGAUUGAGCGAGCAGCAUUGGAUGGGACAGAGAGGGAACUACUGUUCUUCAGAGGCCUCGGGAAACCCAUUGCCCUCGCUAUCGACAACGAAAUGGGCAAACUGUUCUGGGUGGACUCUGACCUGCGGCGCAUUGAAAGCAGCGACCUGGCGGGUGCCAACCGGAUUGUAAUUGAAGACUCAAACAUCUUGCAGCCGGUUGGGCUGACUGUGUUUGGAAACUACCUGUAUUGGAUCGACAAGCAGCAGCAAAUGAUUGAGAGAAUUGAUAAAACCACACGGGAGGGACGCACCAAGAUUCAAGCUCGCAUCGCCUCGCUGAGUGACAUCCAUGCAGUGAGCGAACUCGACAUGAGGGAGUACAGGAAGCAUCCUUGCACUCAAGACAAUGGUGGCUGUUCACAUAUUUGCAUUAUUAAAGGGGAUGGUACCACCCGCUGCUCCUGCCCUGUUCACCUUGUACUGCUGCAGGAUGAACUCUCCUGUGGAGAACCUCCGACCUGUUCCCCGGACCAGUUCUCUUGCUUGAGUGGUGAGGUGGACUGCAUCCCACGAGCAUGGCGCUGCGAUGGGUACCCGGAGUGUGGCGAUAAAAGUGACGAGGAGAGCUGUCCAGUCUGCUCCGACAGCCAGUUCCAGUGCGACAGCCGACAGUGCAUCGACAUGACCCUGCGCUGCAACGGGGAGGCGAAUUGCCAGGACAAGUCAGACGAGAAGAAGUGCGAAGUUAAUUGUCCAGUUGACCAGUUCAGCUGUGCAAACGGGCAGUGUAUAGGCAAGCACAAGAAAUGUGACCAUAACACUGACUGCAACGAUAACUCCGAUGAACUGGGCUGCUACCCCACAGAGGAGCCAUCUCCUCAGCCAACAAACACCAUUGGGUCCAUCAUCGGAGUGAUUCUGGCCCUGUUCGUCGUUGGUGCCAUGUACUUCGUGUGUCAGCGUGUUCUGUGUCCGCGCAUGAAGGGUGAUGGAGAAACGAUGACCAAUGACUUUGUGGUCCACGGCCCCUCUUCUGUUCCACUGGGAUACGUUCCACACCCAAACUCCCUCUCCGGGUCUCUACCAGGAAUGUCUCGAGGGAAAUCUGUCAUUAGCUCAUUAAGCAUCAUGGGUGGGAGCAGCGGACCACCCUACGACAGAGCCCACGUUACCGGGGCCUCCUCCAGCAGCUCUUCAAGUACCAAAGGCACUUACUUCCCUCCGAUUUUAAACCCCCCUCCUUCCCCAGCCACUGAGCGUUCCCAUUACACCAUGGAGUUUGAUUACUCAUCAAACAGCCCUUCUACACACAGGUCAUACAGCUUCCGACCUUACAAUUACCGCCACUUCGCUCCCCCCACCACCCCGUGCAGCACGGAUGUUUGCGACAGCGACUACACCCCCAGCAGAAGGAUCACGACAGCUGUGAUAAAGGGCUACACCAGCGACCUGAACUAUGACUCUGAGCCCUUCCCACCCCCACCCACACCACGUAGCCAGUACCUGUCUGCGGAGGAGAACUACGAGAGCUGCCCCCCAUCCCCCUUCACGGAGCGCAGCUACUCCCACCACCUCUAUCCUCCACCUCCCUCCCCCUGCACAGACUCUUCGUGAGCUGAGCCUUGAGCCCUCCCUCCCUCCUCCCCUCUCUUUCCAAGCCACACUGUAAAUACAAAUUGUGCAUAUUAAGAGAAAAGACAGACUUACGGGUGAAGGAGAGCGGGGGCAGGGUUUGUACAGUAUAAAAAAAUAUAUAAUAAAGGGGAAGGGGGAAAGCUAGAGAUAUGUACAGAAGAGAAAUAAUAUUUAUAUAUUUUCUAAUACAGCACCUGAUGGUUGUGCCAUAGAAGUUUGUAUAAAGAGAGAUGUUUUACAAAACCGUUUUUUUUUUUUUCCUUUUCUUUCAAUGUCGCAAACGGAAUACAAUAUCGCCUUAAUCCUGGGGAACGAACUACCUUCCUUUAAGAGGCAGAAGGACAAAGAAUACAUUUCACUGUUUGAAGUAAAAUUAUCUGAUGCCAAAAAACUUUUUAUUUUUUUUUUUUUUCUAUUCAUGGUAGCAGUUGGUGGACCUGGGUCAGAGCAGGAAUAAUAUCUUAAGGGCUUUUAGUACCGGUCACAGAUUACAAACCGUGUUUUCAUGACCAGAGGUGAUUUGUCACAACUUGCCCUUCAACAUCUUGCUGCCUGCUUCAAUAACACAGUUACGUAUGUUUAAAGUUACAGGUCCUUUUUCGUAAAUAUGAAUAGGAUUUUACCAGAUGGUACUUUUGUUUUUGUAUUGAUGUUCAUAUCACAUUCACAGAAGAUAGAAGAUAUUUGCUAUGUGGAGCAGGUUAGCUUGAACAAUAAUACCAGCUCAUUUAAUGCCAGCUGCUAUUCUGGACCAGAAGAUAUCAAUGUCAACGUGGAAUUGCUGCUCGACAGAACUUUAGAGAACAGCAAGUUGAGAGGAAAAUGGAAACAAGCAGAGGUUCAGUCUUCAAAUGACAUAUUUACAUUCAGAAGCAAGUAACCAAAAGUUUUAUAUCAGCAUAAACUUAUUAAGGACUACCCUUUUGUACUGAAAAAAAAAAAAACUCGGCUCAAAGCACAAGACUUAUUUUACAUGUAACCAAGGACAAGUGAUUGUGCCUGAUCUGUUUUUAAUCGGAAAUCCCGUGCCCGCAAAUGUUUUCAAUAUUUUUAUACCACAUAGUGUAGAUAACGUAUUUAUAAGCUAUAAAAAAAAAAUUGUAUUGUUAGUUUCCUGUAAAUCUAUCCAUUAUAUCCUUGCAGUACUUUCCUCAUAACUUCUUACAGUAUAUCCCUCAUUUUAUUUUUCUAUAAAAGUGUUAGCCUGAAAGUUUGGAGACAAUCUAAGAACAAUUAAAGAGAAGAAAAAAAGAUAUCCAGGUAUCCCUAUAUGUCUUGUCCUGUAAAAGUACCACUUCUAUAUUUCUUUAGAAAUCUAUUUUUAUACAAGUAUGCUCAAAUAUACAGUACCAGUUCCAUUAUGUGCCAUAGAUUAAAUAGUGACAGGAAAGGUAUUCAUGCAGUUCUGAGGUUGUAGCAUGGCUUAGGAAAUGGAGGUGUGGUCUGACAAAUGUACCUGCCUGAACUAUGUGUGGUGAAAACGCAUUUUAAUGAAGAUUUGAAAGAAACAUGUCAAGGUGAUAAAAUAGUAUUUAUACUUUCACAGUAACUACUAGUUUAAUGGCAGAGUUGAUUCUUUGUUUUUAUCUACUGCCUACACAACUGAGCCACAUUUUGUAAUAGAUAGACUGAAAUCUUGUAUAGUUGUCUUGUUUCAAAUUGAAAACUAACAACAUAGAAAGAAACAGCUGGGUCAUUUGUAGAAAUGGCAAGCAAUAGAAGUGAACCAAGACACAACCAUCAUAAUGCAGGAUUCCCAUGCUGUUUUGUAACCCCCCCCCCAUAUUAGUUGAAGGUGUGCUCAGUCAUGAAGUCUGAUUUUAGCUUAAUAGCCACACUUGGUUUGGAGCUUUUAGAAAACUGCAGGUGGAGUGCCACAUGGAGUUCAGGGGAAGCCCUGUCUUGAGUUGGCACAGAGUUCUUUCAAUGGAACUCCUGCACACACACCCUGCCAUCAGUCUUUCAAAAAAUGUGCUCAUCCGUCAAACUUUCUUCGUCAGAUGCUGGCAUGUCUAUUUUAGUUUUAGCAGAUUUGAAGCUGAACUUUUCUAUUUAAAACUUGCACUUUUUGAUUUAAAUUAUUUAUUUAAGUCUGUUUUUCUUUACUGUGUUUGAUGCCAAUAUUCUAUGUUUAUAUUAUUGGACAGAUCUGCUUUUUUUUUUUUUUUUUUUUUUAAAUCUGUGUCAUCUGUUAGAUUUGAGCACGUUAACCUGACCAUUUAAAAUAAGAACAUUUACUUUAAAUGUAAUUCUUUAAAGCUGUGCUUCUUGGUAGUCUCUUCAGCAUGUAGGUUUGCAAUAGAUAUGUGAAAUGUGACUUUAAAUUACCUGCUUAUUUUAGUUUUCAUAUUCCAGCUACACAGGCUUGCACUGAUCAUUAAAGAUUACGAUUUGGCUAGAGCACUGUAAAGAAUUGAGAAACUAGGAAACACAAACUUCUGUAUAUAGUCACCUGGAAGUAACUUUUAUACAAAUGUAACCAUGUUGUUGACCUACACAAUACAGUAAAGAUAGGGGAAUUGGCCACUGAGUUUACCUUUUUUAUUAUUUUUAUUUUAUUAAUACUGUCCUGGAGCUGGAUCAAUACUUUUUAGUUGUGCCUAUACUGUAUCAUUGUUGCUGUGUAAUAUUCACUACAGCAGCGUGUUGUUUAAGUAUCGUGUUUCCACUUCUCUGUUUUGAAAGUAACUUUAUACUGUAUACAAUUAAAAGGUGUGUUGAAUAAAUAUUUUUUAGAAUUAAGUAUUUUACUGUACAUAUGCUACAGUGCUACAUGAAUUAAAUUGGACAGACACACGCACACUGAGAAGCACCCAAAAGUGGGUGUUCAUUUUUUUCAGUACUCAAGUUUUUUUUUUUCUUUAUCUCAGCAUACAUCAUCCAAAAUCUUAUAGGCUGUGCCAUAUCCUAUCGGAGAAAACCAAGCUGGUCAUCUUAAACAUUCCCUGUCUGUAAAAAGGGCCUUGUCAGUUUCACUGAAGCAAAAUGUGCAAUCUUAUUAGCAUUCCUCUUGUUUCUUGGCACAUUUGUGAAAGGAAUCACUACAUUGAAUGCUUCAGCAAGUAUGUGUGCUGAACAUCAAGUCGCUCUUUAAAAUUCAUUUGCUUUGUGGUGUGCUUCAUCAACCAUAUAAGCAUACAUGGGUAGGAAGACUGACCGUGUGUGAUUCAGAAAGUCCCAGGGGGUGUAUUUCAAGAUGCUCAUCGGCACUUAGAACUGGUGUCACAAAACCUUUUUAGCACUAAACUUGGACUACCUAACAUUUGGUAGUUUGAUAUUGGUGCUUAUCAGGGACUGUGAAACCUGCUGGUUUCCAUCUUGUCUGAGUCUGCACUCAGUAGUGAACAAGUUAUGUGAAUGACUGCUAUUUUCUGCUGUGCUUUUGUUUUUACUACUAUAUUCUGGAUUUUCAAUAUGUAGUUAUACUAACCAAUCAUCUGGUUCCAAUGGAAUCAGUUGUAUUUAACCCUUUGACGUUAUAAUAUGUUAUCAUGUGGACCCAAUAUUGAUAAAGGGGUUUAAAAAGGAAGUGCUGGAACGAUUUUAAAGACAUUUAUUCAUGGGGUGGGCUCUUUUUAUAACUGUUUGUUUAAAGCUCAUCUAACAAGGAAUUCACUUUAACCUUUAACCCAAAAGCUAAUAUUUUAAAGUUACAAAAUGGGGCACAUUUGUUUUUAUUUUAUUUUGAAACCUGUGUAGAAUAUGACUAGUAGAAAAGCUUAUGAGUUUCACAGCAAGGGAAAAUGCCAUCUUGCCUGGCAAAGAAAGGACUUGGUGAUCCAUCCGCAAAUUCUCAGCAUGCUGUUAGGAAUGUUUGCUGGUUGCCAUGCUGACAUCUGUAUAAGUAGUUGGGUUUCUUAAUGGACAGAUUUGAAAUUCCAAUUUAUGAAUUUAUUUUUGUUGCUUUUCUCUCAAUUUACAUUUUAAAAAUUGCUAUAGAAAUCAUUUUUAUAUGAAUUCUUAAACCGCACUGCUGGUGCUACGUGUUUUGACCUGUGUCAUAUUAGUUUAGGUACUGUUCUGAAAGCACACAUUUCUAUGGCACUGUUUCUUUCUGACCAGUCAAAUUUAAAACCUUCACCUAAGUUUCUGAGCUGCUAAGGGCUUGUGAGCAUUCACAGAGCUAUCUUGUUUUUUUUGUGGUACACAAGUCGCAUUUCACAUCUAUUGCAAAGCUUAUCUACAGAAAAUGGUUUGUUCAGUUGUAAUUGAUUACACAAAACCUAUACAAUUGCAAGAAAUUCACUGAUGAGGACAUUUAGCCAGCAUUUUACUAUUCUAUAAAAGUUCCAGAAAGUUUACAUGCUUGAAUAAUGUUGAAUGUAACAAAACGGCCAACUGACUAGAAUACUGUACGUUUAUAUUAACUGUACAUGUUUUCAUUUUAGAUCCCUACUUUUCCUUGAGUAGCAACAUACAAGGUAAGAACAUGAGAAUAAUAUAGGUUUCUCCCGUAUGGUGAGUCAGAUGGAAACAAUACCGUAGAAAAGUUUGGAUGUAUAAAAAGUGACCAGUACAUCUUGCCCAGAGCAGCUGCUUUCUCUGCUCUGCCACUAAUUAGCCAAAAAGAGCCUAGUCUGAUUUACAACCAUUAGGACAGAGGGUUCAAAUUGGUUAACUGCUUUGUGAUUCUAACAAAAGGAGUUCCCAGUAGACACUGGCCAUUUAACAGUACAAUCCACAUUCAGAAUCCCUCCCUGAAAUAAGAAGUGUUAUUGGACAAGCAUAUAUAAUCAUAAAAAUAUUUCUAUACAUGAAACAUUAACCUACCUAUAGUGAAAGCAUAAAACUGUAGUAUACGUACCAGCUGCAAGAAUACAAGCCUGGCUGCCUCGGAUACUGCUGACUGAUAAUUGUCUUUGAAUCUUACCUUUUUUAAUGCUCAGGAGUUUUUUUUGAAGUAGGAACAAACUAACUGGCAUGCUGUUGAUGUUGAUGUGGUUGUCUUAUGUCUACAUGUACUGUAUUGGAAUGCCUUCAUUAGAAACCUUGCCAUUGACAGUUUGUCUGAAGUUAAGCUUAACUGCAAUAUUGGAUUGAGUCUGUAAAUACUCCUGACUUUUCUGAGUAUGUGUGACCUUAGCUUGUGUAUUUCAAGUAUUUACUUAUUUCCAUAUUCCUGUGUUAUUUUUUUUGUUUGACAGAAUAUUUGCAUAGAAUAUUUUAACUCUGCUGUGGAAGAACCACUCUGCCACGUUGCGUAUGAGUACCCCACUUUUAAUUGCUGAAAAUCCUGAAGUUCAUUAUUAAAAGCACUUUUGGCUUUUUGCAAUUGCAAAGCUUUAGAAAGGUCUGAGAAGAGGGGUGUGUUGCUUUAAAAGCUGCAAAGUAUGUCUUGGUUUUUUAUUUUUAUUUUUAUUUUUUUUCUCUCAUCCAUUUUGGUACCACGGUGCUUUUUUAGGAUGUACAUUGAAGAUGACCAACAUUUGGUUAGGCCUAUCCGUUUUGUUUUCACUAACACACUCCACUUUUUUGUGAAUUAAAAAGUGCUUUACAUGUAAGCUGUGUAUAAACAGACUUGUACAAAGCCUGUUCCAUAAGUUCUAUAAGCAGUUGUAACAAAUGAAAUGUUGUGUUUUGUUUUUUUUUAUAAUAAAACAGUGAAAAAAAAAAUCUUGUUGGCUGUGUAAGUAUCGCUGUGGGUGUAGCGGGUGUAUGUUAUUGUAAACCUGCUGCUAAUAUUGUAUUUCAGAUGCCAGUCUUAUUUUCAGUGUUCUAGAACUCAUCGGGCAAAAUGUAACAAUACACUUCACUUUGAGACUUAAUAUUGAGGUCAUGAGACCUUUUGGGUUUUUGGGUGAUUCAAGACCUAACUUCAGAUAUUGGCUUUAUACUUUUUGUACAACUGAAUUAUAUUAUUAUUGAGACUGUGUUUUAAAUGAUUCAAUAUUUUGUGCAGGAUACAAAAGCACAUGCUAAGCACAUGUUCCUUGAAAGGCAAACCGCAGGUACUUCCUGUGCGCUGGUUUUAUGGGAUGUGGAAAUAGGCGUUUUUGAGAUCCAUCGUGGUGAACCAGACGCCUGGCCUGAUUUGACUGCAACAGUUGUUGCAUUUUCAACAUUUUGAACCACCUUCAGCUCAGAUACAGGUUGACCUGUCUGAGGUCAAGGAUCGGUCUGAGGCCACCAUCCCACUUGGGCACUAGGAAGUACCUGGAGUAGAACCCUUUCUCCAACUGUGAAGAGGGGGUCUAUCAUGCGAAUAGCCUG